Ornithorhynchus anatinus (platypus) is the source of this 1272-nucleotide messenger RNA. RefSeq names its product UBX domain protein 8 (gene UBXN8). Gene Ontology annotation, molecular function: ubiquitin binding. The record is from RefSeq and is a predicted model, not a curated record. NCBI's taxonomy places the organism in Eukaryota, Metazoa, Chordata, Mammalia, Monotremata, Ornithorhynchidae. Bases 177 to 1133 code for a protein of 318 amino acids. The transcript has 8 exons. Gene Ontology annotation, cellular component: endoplasmic reticulum; nucleus.
GCCCCGCUCCGCCCCGCCCCUUUCCGGACGAUUCCAUUCUCUAUGAGAGGGUGGGCAGGGGCGGAGGAGCGCCUUCUUGAAAAGAAAACCUUCGCGGACAACAAGCGGAUAUUUCUUAAAAGGAAUUUAAUGAUCUCGAUGAGGAAUUCGCUCUCUUUAACUUCAGCAUUUGCCGUAUGGGGGUGGGAGCAACAAAGUCCUCUGACGCCCUUCUUCCCUCCCCAGGGAGGGGAGCGUGGGCCCGAGCGGGGGCGCGGAUGGAGAUGGCCCCGCGCGGGGCGGUCAUAACGCUCCUCCUGCUCGCCGCUCUCCCCGUCUUCUAUCUGCGGUUCUGGAGUGAGGGGCCUCGACCAGGACCGAAAGAGCUUGUUUUGCUGGGUGGCCGAUGCUUCUUGUUCCUUGCUCUCCUCACACUGGCCAUUUCGGUGGCUUCCCCGUGGUUCAGCUCCACUCCCUCAUCCCCCGUCGGCCCGACAGUGCCCAGUGACGAGAAGGAGAGGCAGCAGAGGCUCAUCAGGGAAGAGCAACAGGAGGCCCUGAGGGAACAGGCCCGUGGAUACUUGGAGAACGUGCUCAGACCUCGUCAGGAAAGUAGACUGAGGAAGCAGGAAGAGCGGUUUUAUCAACUGACGGGCGAGAGCUGGAAGCUAACGGGAGGCCACAAGCUUGGGAGUGAUGAAGACUCGGUGUCUGAAAAUGCGAAUUUGGGACCCGGCAGCACGCCCAAUCAAGAAGCCAUGAGGAGACGGAGGUUGCCAGAGCCGCUGAAACAGCCAGUCCCACCCAUCGAGCAGCCCGGAGCCGAGGAGGUUCCCAUCUUACCCGAAGAGCCUCCCGAACAGGCUGACGAGGUUGUCACCGUGGCUCUGCGGGGACCAAGCGGCCGUAUCCUAAGGAGAAGGUUUCUCAAGUCCUGUAAUUCACAGGUGUUGCUGGCCUGGAUGGUGAGAGUCGGGUAUCCCUCGUCCAUCUAUACCCUGUGCACUCCCUACCCCCGCCGGGCCUUGCCGGUGGAAGGAGGUCGGACCCUCGAGGACCUGGGCAUCACCGUGGGAACCAUGCUAAACGUGGAGGAGAGAGAGCCCGCCUCCGAUCACAGGGCCUCAGGUGCCCUGGCCCCAUCGAGAACCUGAUGGAUCCCAGGCCUCCCAAGGCAUGGGCUCCUCCUUGGAGAGGACCUGUCCUAGCUCCAGCAGCAGCAGCUGCAGACGGUGAGCAUGGGAACGCUGUAACACUGUGACCAUCACAAUAAAUGGAACCAUGAACACAGGA